Molecule: messenger RNA, 819 nt
Organism: Penicillium crustosum
Lineage: Eukaryota; Fungi; Ascomycota; Eurotiomycetes; Eurotiales; Aspergillaceae
Gene: sidH
Product: enoyl-CoA hydratase/isomerase family protein
Exons: 2
Coding region: 1-819 (272 amino acids)
Biological process (GO): fatty acid beta-oxidation
Cellular component (GO): mitochondrion
Molecular function (GO): enoyl-CoA hydratase activity
Source: RefSeq, a predicted model, not a curated record
AUGUCUUUACGAUCAGGACCCUUGAAUCAUGAGAAUUUCUUUAUCUCUUUCCCGCAUGAGCGGGUUGUCCAGGUCACAAUCAAUAGACCACAGAAGCUAAAUUGCAUCGACAAAACUACAAGUCGAGAGAUUGCCAAGAUCUGGGACCAGUUUGAUGAAGAUGAAAGCUUAUGGGUCGCCAUAAUCACCGGUGUCGGCCGAGCCUUCUGUACAGGGGCUGAUCUAGGGGAAUGGAACGCUAUGAACAAAGCUGGUGUCGUCAAUGAUAUGUCCGCACCGGGCCUUGCCGGGUUACCUCGCCGGACCGGCAAGAAACCGAUCAUUGCCGCUGUAAACGGCAUUUGCAUGGGUGGAGGGUUCGAGAUGGUGGCGAAUUGCGAUCUUAUCUUAGCCUCAUCCUCAGCCAUUUUCUCCCUUCCGGAAGUGAAGCGUGGAAUCGUACCAGUUGCCGGAUGUUUGCCGCGAUUGACCCGCACCAUUGGGCUGCAACGCACGAUGGAUCUCGUGCUCACUGGCAGGAACGUGAGCGCCACCACAUUACAUGACUGGGGUCUAAUCAGUCAAGUGGUGGAUUCACCGGCCGAUGUUGUCCGAGCAGCAGUCGAGGUUGCCGAGGUCAUGUGCAAAAAUAGCCCCGAUUCCCUUAUUGUUGGCCGUCUGGGCGUUCGGAUGAGCUGGGAAGCUGGCAGUGUAGAGGAUACUGUAUCAGAUCUGGCGGAUCAGUGGUAUCCUCGGUUGGUUGGGGGUCCUAACUUUGCCGAAGGCAUCCAGGCGUUUGUGGAGAAACGGUCACCAAGCUGGAAGAAUUCGAAAUUGUGA